UCAGAGUCUUCGCGCGCCUUCUCUCGUUGCUUCUCUCACAGCCUAACCCAGACUCAUCAUGGUGGACGCUUUUGCAGGCACUUGGAAGCUAGUGGACAGCAAGAAUUUCGAUGACUAUAUGAAGUCGAUCGGUGUGAGUUUUGCUACCAGGCAGGUAGGUAACAUGACCAAGCCUACCACAAUCAUCAAAGUGAAUGGAGACCUUAUCACUGUCAAGACACAGAGCACCUUCAAGAACACAGAGAUCAACUGUAAGCUGGGAGUGGAGUUUGAUGAGACAACAGCAGAUGACAGGAAGGUCAAGUCCACUAUGACACUGGAUGGAGGCAAGCUUGUCCAUGUGCAGAAGUGGAACGGGCAAGAGACGACACUUGUGCGGGAACUAAGUGAUGGGAAACUUAUUCUGACACUUUCCCAUGGCAGUGUAGUUAGCACUCGUACCUAUGAGAAAGAGGCGUGA
This is a messenger RNA of Orycteropus afer afer, 460 nucleotides long. It is a transcript of the gene FABP3, whose product is annotated as fatty acid binding protein 3. Gene Ontology annotation, molecular function: fatty acid binding. Gene Ontology annotation, cellular component: cytosol; nucleus. The record is from RefSeq and is a predicted model, not a curated record. Lineage: Eukaryota; Metazoa; Chordata; Mammalia; Tubulidentata; Orycteropodidae. Gene Ontology annotation, biological process: fatty acid transport.